Messenger RNA from Anoplophora glabripennis (Asian longhorned beetle), 673 nucleotides. Its product is annotated as E3 ubiquitin-protein ligase Ubr3-like. The transcript has 2 exons. Gene Ontology annotation, molecular function: ubiquitin protein ligase activity. Gene Ontology annotation, cellular component: ubiquitin ligase complex; cytoplasm. The record is from RefSeq and is a predicted model, not a curated record. Lineage: Eukaryota; Metazoa; Arthropoda; Insecta; Coleoptera; Cerambycidae. Gene Ontology annotation, biological process: protein ubiquitination; ubiquitin-dependent protein catabolic process via the N-end rule pathway. The annotation marks the transcript as partial.
UACAGGGUAUUAAAUGAAGUGCCAGAAAAUUUAGUUACAGAAUAUGCACAAUAUCAAAAUGAUUCUAAAAGAAUUUAUGAAGAAGCUUUGAACUCUCUACCUAAUCCAAAACCUAUAGAAGACUACAAAGACUGUCCUUCAUUGCAAGAAAAUUUGGUCCAUAAAACUUUCUUAGAGGAACUGGUGUUUUGGACAGUGAAAUUUGAAUUUCCCCAGAAAGUGGUGUGUCUUUUGCUGAACAUGCUUCCAGAUCCUGAUUAUAAAGAGGCAUUGACUAGAGCUUUUGUUCUUCAUUACAGUAGAAUUUCGAUGAUGCUAGAACGAUCAGUAGAUCCCGACACACUGAGUAAUAGAGUGGUGCAUGUAAGCGUGCAGUUAUUUUCAAACGAAAGUUUAGCUUUAAGAAUGACGGAACAUUUAAAUCUGUUACAUGUUAUGGUAGUUAGUUUAAAGUAUAUGAUGAGCAAAAUUUUAAUAAAGAACACCUUACAUGAUCAAAACGAAAAUUUUCAUUAUGUCGUCGACUGUGGCAAACCUGUAAUGAAAGAUCAUUGUUAUUGGCCCCUUGUUUCUGAUUUGAAUAAUGUUCUCUCACAUAGACCAGUAGCAUUAAAGUUUAUGUCGGAUGAUUCUUUAUUGGAAAUGUGGUUCACAUUCUUAGCUAUGUUUCAAG